Colletotrichum graminicola M1.001 is the source of this 1284-nucleotide messenger RNA. RefSeq names its product dihydrouridine synthase. The coding region runs from base 1 to 1284 and encodes 427 amino acids. The record is from RefSeq and is a predicted model, not a curated record. Gene Ontology annotation, molecular function: flavin adenine dinucleotide binding; tRNA dihydrouridine synthase activity. Gene Ontology annotation, biological process: tRNA dihydrouridine synthesis. The transcript is spliced from 2 exons. Gene Ontology annotation, cellular component: cytoplasm. Lineage: Eukaryota; Fungi; Ascomycota; Sordariomycetes; Glomerellales; Glomerellaceae.
AUGUCCCUUCGCACGCUGCUCAAGACCAUGGGCUCAGACAUUAAAAAAGUCCCUAUUCCCCGUCGUGGGGUUGACUAUAGGGGUAAGAUCGUUCUUGCGCCGAUGGUCCGCUCUGGCGAGCUUCCUUCCCGCCUCCUGGCCCUGCACUAUGGUGCAGACUUGGUAUGGGGCCCCGAAACCGUUGAUAAGGCCAUGCUCGGCACUACUCGCAGAGUGAACCCCGUCACGAAGACGAUCGACUGGACCAAGAUCCCCUCCUUCGGGCAGAAGAACCCGCCAAAGACGAUACCCGAGGCCCUGGUCUUUAGCACACACCCCGAGAAAGAGGCGGGCAAGCUGAUCUUUCAGAUCGGAACGGCCGACCCGGACUUGGCUGUCCAGGCGGCCAGACUUGUCGCAGGGGACGUGGCUGGUAUUGACGUCAAUGCUGGCUGUCCCAAGCCCUUUAGCAUUAGUGGCGGAAUGGGCGCGGCUCUUUUGAAGACACCCGACAAACUCUGUGCGAUAUUAGAGGCUUUGGUGGCAAACAUCAUGCCAGAGUUCGAAAUUGGCAUCAGCGUCAAGAUUCGCCUCUUGGAUACCCCGGAGCAGACAGAGGCCCUUGUGCGGAAACUUUGCGCCACCGGUAUCACUGGCCUCACGAUUCACUGCCGAACGACUCCAAUGAGACCCAGGGAGCGAGCGAUCCGUGAGCAACUCCGCAUGGUCGCGGAAGUCUGCCAUGAGGCUGGCGUUGCUUGCAUCAUGAACGGCGACGUCGAGAGCCGAGACCACGCAGUGGACCUGAUCAAAGAAUACGGUGUCGAUGGCGCCAUGAUUGCGACCGCGGCAGAGGCGAACUCGAGCUGCUUCAGGUCGAAAGUGGACGGAGGCCUUGCGUCCUGGCAGGAAAUCGCGGCGACUUAUGUCAAGUACGCCUUGGAAGUUGACAACAAAUACGGCAACACUAAGUAUUUGCUAUGUCAGAUUGUGCCGGGCAGGAGUGAGAUGUACCAGAAGAUGCACCAGUGCAAGAGCUACACGCAGGUAUGUCGCGCCCUCGGACUCGAGGACCUCGUCGAGCUUGCCCAACAGGCAGACCUGAACAAGGGCGUCGACCCGGAGAAGGGGCCAAACAAGGGCGGCAAAAAGAGCAAUCCAAGCGCCAUGGCGGCUGGGGGCAAAAUGGCCGAGAGCCGUGCCAACCAGGCUCCUCGCAACAAGUCUCAACGGGGCGUCAACGCCCCGACGGAAGCGCCCCCGGCCCAGCCAGUUCAGUCGACUGCUGCUCCUUUCCAGAUAUAA